Penicillium bovifimosum is the source of this 2088-nucleotide messenger RNA. RefSeq lists its product as uncharacterized. The record is from RefSeq and is a predicted model, not a curated record. Bases 1 to 2088 code for a protein of 695 amino acids. Gene Ontology annotation, biological process: lipid homeostasis; fatty acid beta-oxidation using acyl-CoA oxidase. Gene Ontology annotation, molecular function: acyl-CoA oxidase activity; fatty acid binding; FAD binding. The transcript is spliced from 4 exons. Lineage: Eukaryota; Fungi; Ascomycota; Eurotiomycetes; Eurotiales; Aspergillaceae. Gene Ontology annotation, cellular component: peroxisome.
AUGCCAUCACCUCCUCCUGAUUGGGUCAAGGCCUUGAAGCCAUCGGGUCCGCAAGGAUCCGAGCUUCUCCAACAGGAACGCGCACAAUCCAACGUCAAUGUCGAGAAAUUGUCUGAGUUGCUCCAUACCAAGGAAGCCUUGGAGCGACAGAAGUCCUUGCUGGCUCUGUUGGAACCAGAGAAGGUGUUUGAUAAGUCUCAGAACCACUCUCUCGGCCGUGUAGAGCGGUUGCAGCGAUCGCUGGGCAAGGCGAAGCGUCUCCAGCAGCUUGCGGAACAGCACAAAUGGUCGUUUGAAGAGCUCCACGCAGCGAAUGAGUUGAUUGGCGAACCUACUCCUUACGGCUUGCAUGCUAGCAUGUUCCUGGUGACCCUUCGGGAACAAGGCACCCCCGAGCAGCACAAGCUGUUCCUGGAGCGCGCAGAAAAAUACGAAAUCAUUGGUUGCUAUGCGCAAACCGAACUGGGUCACGGAUCGAACGUCCGCGGUUUGGAAACCACUGCCACCUGGAACUCCAGCGAUAAGACUUUCACCAUCAACUCCCCCACAUUGACUGCCUCGAAAUGGUGGAUUGGUUCUCUCGGUCGCACCGCCAACCACGCUGUCGUUAUGGCCCAGCUAUACAUUGAUGGCAAGAACUACGGACCUCACCCCUUUGUCGUACAGGUCCGCGACCUCGAAACCCACCAGCCAUUGGAGAAUGUGUACGUGGGAGACAUUGGUCCCAAGUUUGGCUACAACACGAUGGACAACGGCUUUCUGUUGUUCAACAACGUCAAGGUGCCGCAUGUGAACAUGCUGGCCCGCUUCUCGCGGAUUGACAAGGAGACGAACCACUACGUCAAGCCUGCUAUGCCUUCCCUUGUCUUUGGUACAUUGACCUGGGUGCGGUCCAACAUUGUUCUGCAGGCCGGCGGCGUUCUAGCCCGCGGUGUCACCAUCGCGACCCGAUACUGUGCGGUUCGGAGACAGUUCCAGGAUCGGGAUGCUGAUGCACAUGCGGGUGAGAACCAGGUUCUGAACUACAAGAUGGUGCAGAUCCGGUUACUGCCCUUGCUGGCAUCCAUGUAUGCUUUGCAUUUCACUGGCCGUGGCAUGAUGCGCCUUUAUGAGCAAAACCAAAGCCGCAUGAAGGCCGCCAACUCGCCUGGUCAGGACUCGCGAGGUGCCGGACCGGAGGAGCUUCGUGCUGGUGCGAAUCUUCUGGCAGAUCUGCACGCCACCUCUUGUGGUCUCAAGGCUCUGGCCAGUACAACUGCUGGUGAGGGUUUGGAGAUUUGUCGCCGGGCAUGUGGUGGUCAUGGCUACAGCAGCUACAGCGGCAUUGGUGCCUGGUACUCGGACUAUCUCCCUACCCUGACUUGGGAGGGUGAUAACUACAUGUUGACCCAACAAGUCGCACGUUACCUUCUCAAAUCCGCCCGUGCCGUUCUCGCUGGCAAAGCUGCUGGUAAUGACACUAGCCAGAUUCUCCAGACCUACCUUGACCGGCGCGAUAAGGGAGCUUCCUUUGAUGUGCUCGAGGAAGACAAGGACAUCGUGGCUGCCUUCGCCUGGCGCACGGCGCACCUGACCUUCGAGGCUCUGAAGCACCGUGAUGCCGAGCAGCGAUCCUGGAACAGCCUUCUCGUUGACUUCUGGCGCUUGUCUACUGCUCACUCUCAGUACCUUGUCGUGAAGAACUUCUACGAGGCGGUUUCCUCUCCCCAACUCUCCGCCGCCUUGGAUCCUGAGACCAAGGGUCUGAUGCACUCCCUGUUCCGUCUCUACGCCUUGCACACUCUAGAGCGUGAAGCGGCCGAGUUCUUCUCCUCUGGCGCCGUGACCGUGCGACAGAUUACCCUCACACGGACUACUGCCGUCAUGAAGUUGCUGGAUGAGAUCCGUCCUCACGCUGUCCGCUUGGUCGAUGCCUGGGCGAUUUCGGAUUGGCAGCUGGACAGCAGUCUCGGUCGCUAUGACGGCAAGGUGUACGAGGAUCUGUUCCGCCGAGCAAGCGAGGAAAACCCGGUCAAUGACUUGGUGUUUGACCCUUACCCAUGGAACUCUGCAUUGCUCAAGAAUGAGCCGGCUAAGAGUAAGCUAUGA